AUACCCCUAUAAAUUGAGAGAGAUACAAAACAAUUUCAACUGCGCCUUUUAGAAAACAACAUAACUUGAAUUUUAAUAUAAUUUCAACAAUUUCAUUAAGAAAAUUCCAUAAUUUUGGGAAUAAAAAUAAGCAAAAAUAAUAGAAUUCGAUCUUGGAAAAAUCUUCUGCAAAGCAGCCAACAUAACGUACCCAUUGUUUUGCCUUUAUUUUGUGACAAUCGAAUAAUUAGAAUCAUUCAAGUCCCAAAACAAAAGCUUUUGUUCCAAAAUAGUUGCUUUCGAUGAUGAGUCUACUUUUUAGACCAGACAUGGAUGCUGGUGAGGUCUUUGUUAAUUUCAAUCAAAAUAUAACUUCUCUAGCGGUUGGCACUAAGUCUGGAUAUAGUCUAUAUAGUCUUGGUUCUGUUGAUAAUACUCUGGAUAAAAUUUACACUUGCCCAACAGAAGAAAUUUUUCUCAUUGAACGACUUUUUGAAAGUUCGUUGGUGGCUAUUGUUUCUCAACGAACUCCAAGAAAACUCAAGGUCUGCCAUUUCAAAAAACAAAGUGAAAUAUGUAACUAUUCGUAUUCAAAUUCCAUAUUGGCUGUUAAACUUAAUCGGGCCCGUUUAAUUGUUUGCCUCGAAGAAAGUCUUUACAUACACAAUAUACAGGAUAUGAAAGUCGUGCAUACCAUUCGUGAUACUCCAUGUAAUUCAACGGGCCUAUGUGCUUUAAGCUCUUCUUCGGAUCACUGCUAUCUUGCCUAUCCGGGCAGUGUAACUUCGGGCGAAGUGCAGAUUUUUGAUGCCAUUAACUUGCAUGCGAAAACAAUGAUACCAGCCCAUGACAGUCCAUUGGCGGCAUUGGCUUUUAGUCCUUCGGGAACAGAAAUUGCUACGGCAAGUGAACGCGGUACGGUUAUACGAGUGUUUUCGUCGUUAGAUGGAACAAAGUUAUUUGAAUUAAGACGAGGCCUUAAACGUUGCGUUUCGAUUGCAUCGCUAUCGUUUAGUACAUGUGCUGAAUAUCUAGUUUCCAGUUCAAAUACUGAAACAAUACACAUCUUUCGAUUGGAUCGUAGUUCCGCGGACAGUAAUGAUACUAAACAAGCUUCAGAUGAUUGGAUGGGUUACUCGUUUUUUAGAUUCCUCAGCAAAACUGUUUCCAACUAUUUGCCAACACAAGUGACGGACGUCUUUAGCCAAGGUCGUGCAUUUGCUUCUGUGACUUUACCCGAAGCGGGUAUAAGGCGUAUGUGUGCCAUAGCAAAAAUACAAAAACAGUUGAGGCUUUUGAUUGCUUCCCAGGAUGGAUAUUUGUAUGUAUAUUCCAUCCCUUCGGUUGAAGGUGCUGAAUGUCAGUUGAUAAAAAAACAUGAUCUAAGACUUGAUGAUUGCUACGCCAUUGACGUCCGUGUUUCACCUUCCAUAGGUGUUUCAGCGGCGACUACAGCAGCAGGUGCUGCAGCAGCAAAUGCUUCGCCAAGUUCAUCAACUGGUGCUUCUUCCAACAAAGAGGAAGCUGCUGGAAAGUCAUCACCUUCAUCAACGGCCAAAACUGAGGGUCCUUCUAGUAAUUCUUCAAAUUAAAUCUCAAAAUUUUUAUUUAAUUUUAUUGGAAAACAAAAAAAAAAAAGAGUAAUGUACAUCAUCCUUCUCCAGGAAUAUUCAAUACUUUGAACGGUGACAAACAUAUGUAGAAACACAACAGCGGCCCCGAUAAACUAUAAGUUAUAUUCUAUUCGUUUACAUAUGCUGUCAACAUUUGUGUUCCAUAUUUAUGCGUUUAAUUCUUUACUUUCGUUAUUAUAAUAUGUUUGUCGGUGUAAUGAUGCCUUUAUGAAAUUUAUUUCUUUUUUACUUUUGACAUUUUUGAUCAAAUCAUGCAAGAGUGUUUUUGUAAUACAAACAAAACAUCAUUUUCUUUAAGACUUUUAUGUUAUAAAUAGGUUUCUUAAUUGCAAUAAAGUAAUAUAAAAAGCUUGACAAAUUA
Musca domestica (house fly) is the source of this 1974-nucleotide messenger RNA. RefSeq names its product WD repeat domain phosphoinositide-interacting protein 2 (gene Atg18a). The record is from RefSeq and is a predicted model, not a curated record. Gene Ontology annotation, molecular function: phosphatidylinositol-3-phosphate binding; phosphatidylinositol-3,5-bisphosphate binding; protein binding. Gene Ontology annotation, cellular component: cytosol; extrinsic component of membrane; phagophore assembly site membrane. The transcript is spliced from 7 exons. Lineage: Eukaryota; Metazoa; Arthropoda; Insecta; Diptera; Muscidae. Gene Ontology annotation, biological process: autophagy of mitochondrion; protein localization to phagophore assembly site; nucleophagy. The coding region runs from base 282 to 1571 and encodes 429 amino acids.